Molecule: messenger RNA, 1134 nt
Organism: Auanema sp. JU1783
Lineage: Eukaryota; Metazoa; Nematoda; Chromadorea; Rhabditida; Rhabditidae
Source: the annotation of a GenBank genome assembly
AUGUAUGUGAAAACAUGGAUUUUCACUUUGUUCCUCAUAGAUAUCUGUACUUGCCUUCCUUCCAUAGUCCAUACCGCAAUUUCAUGUGAUAAAACCGAUUUUUUACUCAAAAUUCAAUUCAAUGAGACAUUUUCCGGAACAAUUUUUACGGAGAAAGGUGAACCUAAUUGUGUUUAUCUCAAUGCUAGUAUACAGCAAGCUGUCAGCUAUGAUGUUAAGAUUCCAUUAACUGGCUGUGAAACAAGGCGUAAUGGUGAAGGAAACUUAGAAAAUGAAAUUGUCGUUCAAUCAACGAAUUCUUUCAAUUCGGCUAUUGAUAAACGUUAUCUGCUUACAUGUAUACCUGCCAAUCCCAUCUUUAGAGAUUCUCAAGUUACUGUGUCUUUCGGAGGAAUAACGGUUGAUACUUCCUCUUCUACUGCUGCAACCCUGAUUAGUAGUCCUAAGAUUGAUUAUCAAGUAGUAGUUCGCGAUGGUGAUGAUUUCAACUCUCCACCUCUGAAUCGACCUUUGGCUGUUGGUGAUAGAGUGACAUACACAGUUCACUUAACGUCAGGCGUGAGAGGGCGAAUAGGAAGAUGCUGGGCAAGUGACGGUAAAAGCGAAUUAGAGCUCAGUUCUACUGAUGGCUGUAGCGUACAGAAGUCAGGAGAAGUCUGGGGUGAUUUCGAUGUUUCAAGAGAUGAAAGCGGCACAUUAUUUAUGAACCACAUCAAAGCAUGGGCGUUUCCAACAAGUAACGAAGUGAACAUAUUCUGUAAUUUGCAUAUUUGUGCUGAUUGUGAACAAUCUACAUGCACACAUGAUCGUAAUCGUCGAUAUGAGCACAGUGUUCUAUCACGUCGUGAACUAUCAUCAGAACGACGUCUAGCUGAUGAUGUGAUGGAUGAUGAAGAUAUUCUGAAUGAUACAAGUCCUCCAAUAUCAUUACGUACAUCAUUCAGACUUCGUCGUCAAUCACGAAGUUCGCCUAAAGCUAAUGUAUCAUCCUUAGCAUCAUCUUCAGCAUCAGCUUCAACAUCCAAUGAUGAUGUCAAUAUGAAUCUAAAUAAUAAUUUAAAUAACCUGACGUCAUCCUCAACGCACAUCUUAAUCUCUUUCGGAUUAUUGUUCCUGACAUUUGUGACAUUAUAA